AUGAAUAACUUCGAAGAAGAUCCAAAUCCUAACUCUUCAAGUCUAAUAAAAAAAUUAGGUUUUUAAGUACAAUAGCUACUAGAACUAAAAAUGUAGUAACAGGAAUAGUUAAUUUUGUUGGAUAUGGUAUAUGAUGGUUAUAGUUUAGUUAAUGCAGGCGGAAAUCUUCUUCAUCUAGGUUAAAUUGGAUCUAACAAACCUCAUAAAGUUUAAGAAAACAAUGAACUUAAAGGACAAUAAUUGGUUAACAUUAAUAAAUGA
Paramecium sonneborni is the source of this 261-nucleotide messenger RNA. NCBI's taxonomy places the organism in Eukaryota, Ciliophora, Oligohymenophorea, Peniculida, Parameciidae. The record is from the annotation of a GenBank genome assembly.